AUGUCGGUGAUCAAACCUUCAAAACAGCCUCGACCAAUUCAGUUAGAUGCGAAGAGGUGGCCAUAUCGAGGUACAGGCAUACUCAUUCAAACGAUUUUCGCCACAAGUCUCGAAGAAUGUCCCACUCAUGUGGGCAGCGCAGAUGGGUAUGAGGUCUUAUGCUCCUACAAUUGGAGAUCAACCAUCCAUCCUUCAAUCUAUGUCCCAGGAGCUCCUCCGACAUACAUGCCUCCAGCCUUGGCUACGACCCUACCUCAGGAUCAUGGCACAUAUUUCAUCGACCAAAAUGCGUAUAGAUCGCCGUGGUCCACGUUCGAGCCCAUGUUUCGAGCACUGUCUGUGAUGCAACCUAGCUGUGCCUUCGAUCAGGUCGAUGUUAUCGUCAAUCGAAACAGCUUGAGGAAACUCCUGACAUUCGUCCACGGCAGUGUGCCAGAUACAUUUCGAGUAGAUCUGACACUUGUGCACGAUACAUUGGUCAUUACACGCCACGAACGAAAAACACGCGAAAGAGUCUGGGACUCAGUGACUGCUGGAUAUGGGCAUGAGUACGAACGCCAUUGCACAACUCCAGCGCCAGGAAUGGCAGACAGCACGAGCCACCACCGUGUUAUCCGAUAUCGCCUGGGUCUCCUUGAUUGUGUGGUGCGCUUUGAGGUUGACGCCCGCACAGACGAUUCGAGCACUACCACAAAUGCAUUUACCAUGCAUGUGGAAACCCCUAAAUCCACGGACGACAUCGCGGAAGCGCUAGAAGGACUCUCUAUCACCGCGAACACAGUCAAAGGUCGGCAUGAGGGAAGCGACCAUCAACGGCACCGUAUCGAAGUGGUACAAAAGGGUAGUCUUCAAUACCCCGGUUCGCUUGUUGAGCUAAAAGCACGAAAAAAGAUACCUCGUGACAAAGACGUGCUUCCACAACUUUGGUUCGGUCGUGUGAAUUACCUGGCGGUUGGGUUGCAUACCAAUGGCGACCUCCGUGACGUGUUGUUCGAGAAUGUCGAAAGCAGAUGUCUCGAGUGGGAAACAAGAUGCCAAAGCGAUCUACGCAAGCUCGAACAAUUGUUGAAGCGGCUCACAGUAAUUACUAGGUCGACCAGUCGUAGAUCUUGUGUCAUGGUUUGUGAUCGCGGUUGUAAGCCUCCACGACUUGCUAUCUACGAAGAUCUGGACACUCAGCCUGUUCUGUCCGACCAAAUCUUAAAGCAAUGGUGGACCAAAAGUGACCGGUCUUACCAACACGAAAACAACGCGUGA
Messenger RNA from Lithohypha guttulata, 1257 nucleotides. RefSeq lists its product as uncharacterized. Bases 1 to 1257 code for a protein of 418 amino acids. Lineage: Eukaryota; Fungi; Ascomycota; Eurotiomycetes; Chaetothyriales; Trichomeriaceae. The record is from RefSeq and is a predicted model, not a curated record. The transcript is spliced from 2 exons.